AUGAGACCCAAUGAGCCGAAGGUGACGGCCUAUGAGGCCAGAGAGUCCCACAUAUCGCGCUCCGAAUGGGAUCCAAGGAGCUGGUCUAGGAGGAUAUGGCUGAUUUUGGUCACGAUCAUUAUCAUAAUCGUGGUGGCCAUUGUCGCGACAGUUGUCGGCGUUAGAGCGACUCGGAACAGCGGCAACGGCAAGGAUGAUAGGUAUCCCAACUACACCCGGCUGAACUACACGCUCGUCGACACCUACUCGGGAACGUCCUUCUUUGACAAGUUCGACUACUUCAACACCUAUGACCCUGCGGGAGGCUUCGUACACUACGUCAGCCCGGGGGACGCGAAGCUUCAUAAUCUCACAUACGCUACCGAGUCCACCGUCUUGAUCCGCGUAGACACCAGCGUCGGACCCGGCUCCGAACCCGAUGCCUCAACCGGCCGCUUCUCCGUCCGCCUCGAGUCGAAAACGCAAUACGGGCCGGGCCUCUUCCUCUUCGAUGUCAGACACACGCCCUAUGGAUGCGCCACAUGGCCGGCCCUCUGGCUGACGGACCCUAAUAACUGGCCAACGCACGGCGAGAUCGACAUCAUGGAGGCCGUCAACCAGGCCAACAGCGGCAACAUGGUAGCGCUGCACACGACCGCGGGCUGCGACAUGUCCGACAUCCGGCGCUCCAUGACCGGCACGGCGGGGCAGGGCGACUGCCACAACGCCACCAACAGCAACACGGGCUGCAUCGUGUUGGCAACGUCGCCGGCUACAUACGGUCCCGCUUUCAACGCGGCCGGUGGCGGCAUCGUGGCGCUCGAGUGGAGGAACGAGGGCAUCAGAGUCUGGGUGUUCUCGCGGAACGGCGCCGGCGCGCAGGGGUUGACGGCGUUGCCUGCCGCGGGGGAGACGAUGCUGCAAGGGCCCGACACGCAGACCUGGGGCCCGCCGUUGGCUGAUUUCCCGGCGACGAACUGUGAUAUGGCCCGUCAUUUUCGAAACCAGAGCAUCAUCGUCAACAUCGACCUGUGCGGCUAUCUCACUGAGGCGCGGUGGGCUGAUUCAGGAUGCAGCAAGCAGAAAUGUACUGACUUCGUUGCCAACAACCCCUCGGCAUUCACGGAUGCUUACUGGGAGUUCGGAGGCUUCCAAGUCUACAGUGCGUCGUGA
Molecule: messenger RNA, 1152 nt
Organism: Chaetomium strumarium
Lineage: Eukaryota; Fungi; Ascomycota; Sordariomycetes; Sordariales; Chaetomiaceae
Product: glycoside hydrolase family 16 protein
Exons: 6
Coding region: 1-1152 (383 amino acids)
Biological process (GO): glucan catabolic process
Molecular function (GO): hydrolase activity, hydrolyzing O-glycosyl compounds
Source: RefSeq, a predicted model, not a curated record